UGAACGGAGGCAGACAGGAGAGGAGAUCAGUGACCGGUCACAAAUGAUUUCACAAUUAAUAUGAGGAGAUUAUAAAACCAAGGACCUUAAACCUCUGGAUUCCCCCGCACUGGAUAUUUUCUUUUAUUGAGUCGUUUCGGAGUAAUUAUUUCUCUUUAAGGUUGAUCUUUUGCCAGUAACGGUCCUUUUUUUCCCCCACCCCAGCAAUCAUUAAAACCAUACCUGGCACAGGUCUCAUGUAGUCUGCCUUUCCUCGCUUCUGCAGAUAGCGAGCUCAAUAGAGAAUACCUCUUAGCUAUACAAAAAAAUGUGAUUCCUUGCGCUUCCCAUGAGGUAGCCAAGCCCAGUCGUUGGCAUCUGAAACAGCUGGGUCGUGUCGAGAAGAUUGUGGAUUAACGUUUUUUUUUUCUCCCCCCUCUCUUUUACCCGAAUAUCUCCAAGAAACCCCGGACGUCUGUUUUACAGUGGCUGCCAGCCAAAAUGAGCGUCGAUUUAAUUGUAUCAGCUACAUGAGUGGAGCCUAAACAAACGCAUCUUUCUCCCAAAGAGCGCACUGGUGUUUUUCUUUUUUUUCCAUAUCUGCUGAAAUAAACGGCGCCAGUUGCCCUGGAAAAUAUGGAAAGUGAGGUUUUCACCCCACUGCUGGAGCAGUUCAUGCUCACGCCUCUAGUCUGCUGGGUGAAGACAGUCGGGCAGCCGACGGUGGCCGACGGCACCAAAUUAUCGGAAUAUAUUGAAUUAGUGGAUGGGAUUUACCUGAACGAGAUCAUGCUUGAGAUAAAUCCCAAGGCCACUGUGCAGAGGACCAACAAGAAAGUGAACAAUGACCCCACGCUGCGCAUCCAGAAUCUUUCUAUUCUUAUCAGGCAGAUUAAAGCCUACUAUCAGGACAUUCUCCAGCAGCUGGUGAUGAUGCCUUUGCCAAAUGUGCUGGUUCUGGGCCGCAACCCUCUGUCUGAGCAAGGUCUGGAGGAGAUGAAAAAACUGUUGCUGCUGCUACUAGGCUGUGCUGUCCAGUGCGAGAAGAAGGAAGAGUACAUUGAGCGUAUCCAGACUCUGGAUUUUGACACCAAAGCUGCCAUCGCAUCCCACAUCCAAGAGGUGACUCAUAAUCCGGAGAAUGUAGUGGACCUACAGUGGUUGGAAAGUGGGGAAAUGCCUCCUGAGGACCUGGACAGCCUCUCCAGAAACCUGGCUUUCCACCUCAAACACCUGGUGGAUGAGAGGGACACACAGCUGGAGACUAUAGUGGAGUUAACCCAGGAGAGAGACUGUGUGCAGCUGUCUCCACUGGCUCCUUGUCCUACCCAGUCUCCCGGUGACUCCCCCAGUAUGAGGAGGACCGAAAGCAGGCAGCACCUCUCUGUGGAGUUGGCUGAUGCCAAGGCCAAGAUCAGACGCCUUCGACAGGAACUGGAGGAGAAGAGUGAGCAGCUUUUGGACACCAGGCAGGAGCUUGAGAACAUUGAAGUGGAGCUCAAAAGGCUUCAGCAAGAGAGCUACCAGUUGCUGUCGGACGCUCGCUCAGCUCGGGCCUACCGUGACGAGCUGGACGCACUGAGAGAGAAAGCAAUCCGUGUCGACAAACUGGAGAGCGAGCUGAGUCGAUACAAGGAGAGACUUCACGACAUUGAGUUUUACAAAGCCAGAGUCGAGGAGCUGAAGGAGGACAACCAGAUCCUUUUGGAAACUAAGGCCAUGUUGGAGGAGCAGCUGGAUGCUAGCCGGACCCGGUCUGACAAACUGCACCUCCUGGAGAAAGAGAAUCUGCAAGUUAAAUCCAAGAUUCAUGACCUGGAGAUGGAGCGGGACAUGGACCGUAAGCGCAUGGAGGAGCUGUUGGAGGAGAACCUUGUGCUUGAGAUGGCCCAGAAACAGAGCAUGGACGAGUCCCUGCACCUGGGCUGGGAACUGGAGCAACUAUCCAAGACACCAGAACUGACUGAAGCUCCGCAGAAAGUCUUGGGAGAAGAAGUGAAUGAAGGCUCGACCCUUCCCUGAUCCGCCUGUUGCCAGUGGAGAAAGAACAACCCAGACGCCUGCUGAAGACGUGGGGACUUUAGAAGGAAAAUAAGGGCAGCUGGUCAGGACUCUGUGGCAAAACUGGCCAAAGUCAGUCACGAAAACCAGAGACUGAACCAGAAAUUGGAGCAAUUGGGGAGUGAACUGGCAGCAGACAGAGAGUCACUCCGCAGCGCUGAGUCACUCAGUACUGAUUUGAUGAAAGAGAAGGCUUUGCUGGAGAAGACUCUGGAAACACUCAGAGAAAACUCUGAGAGACAGAUGAAGGGUCUGGAGCAGGAGAACAAGCACCUGGGCCAGACGGUGUCGUCUCUGCGUCAACGCUGCCAGGUUGGUGCUGAGGCCCGGGUCAAGGAUGUGGAGAAAGAGAAUCGCAUUUUGCACGAGUCAAUCUGCGAGACAACCGCCAAACUCAAUAAGUUGGAGUUUGAAAGGAAACAACUACGUAAAGAGCUUGAAGUAAUGAAGGAGAGAGGAGAGAGAGCAGAGGAGUUGGAGAUUCAGAUCCAGAAGCUGCAAAGAGACAACGAGAGCCUGCAGAAGAAAGUUGCCAGCCUUGGGAUCACCUGUGAAAAGGUGUCUUCUUUGGAGAAGGAGAACACUGAGCUGGAGGCAGAGGGCCGUCGUCUGAAGAAGAAGCUGGACGCUCUGAAAAACAUGGCCUUCCAGCUGGAGGCUCUGGAAAAGGAGAACUCCCAGCUGGAGCAGGAGAAUCUGCAGCUUCGGCGCUCGGCCGAAAGCCUCCGGUCAGCAGGGGCUAAGGCCGCUCAGCUGGAAGCGGAGAACAGGGAGCUGGAGAGUGAGAGGAGUCAGAUGAAGCGCAGCCUGGAACUGCUCAAAGCCUCGUCCAAGAAGACGGAGAGAUUGGAGAUGAGUUACCAGGGCCUAGAUACAGAGAACCAGCGCCUGCAGAAGGCCUUAGAGAACAGCAGCAAGAAGAUCCAGCAGUUGGAGGCAGAGGUGCAAGAGGUGGAGACGGAGAAUCAAACUCUACAACGCAACCUGGAGGAGCUCAAGAUCUCCAGUAAACGCCUGGAGCAGCUGGAGCAGGAGAACAAGACUCUGGAGCAGGAAAGCUCCCAGCUAGAGAAAGACAAGAAGCUUCUGGAGAAGGAGAACAAGCGGCUGAGGCAGCAGGCCGAAAUUCGCGACUCCAAGCUGGAUGACAACAACCAGCGGAUCUCCAGCUUAGAGAAAGAGAAUCGAACCAUGGGCAAGGAGAUGAUCUUCUUCAGGGACUCCUGCACAAGGGUCAAAGACCUGGAGAGAGAGAACAAGGAGCUGGUCAAACAGGCCACCAUUGAUAAGAAGACCCUCAUCACACUCAGAGAGGAGCUUGUGAGUGAGAAGCUGCGGACUCAGCAGAUGAAUAAUGAUCUGGAGAAACUGACCCAUGAGCUGGAGAAGAUUGGACUGAAUAAGGAAAGGCUGCUGCACGAUGAGAGCUCUGACGACAGGUUUAGACUCCUGGAAACCAAACUGGAGUCGACACUGAAAUCAUCUUUGGAGAUUAAAGAGGAGAAGAUCGCCGCCCUGGAGGCCAGACUGCAAGAGUCCUCAAACCUCAACCAGCAACUUCGCCAGGAGCUCAAGACGGUUAAGAAAAACUACGAGGCACUGCGUCAGAGGGAGGAGGAGGAGAGGAUGGUGCAAAGCUCGCCCCCUAGAGGAGGGGAGGACCCUCAGGCUGUCAACAAAUGGGAGAAAGAGAGUCAUGAAACUACCAGGGAACUGCUGAAAGUCAAAGACAGACUCAUUGAGGUGGAGAGGAAUAAUGCCACGCUGCAGGCUGAGAAGGCAGCCCUGAGGAGCCAGCUCAAACAACUGGAAACUCAAAGCUCCAACCUGCAGGCUCAGAUAGUGGCCGUGCAGAGGCAGACUGCUUCUUUACAGGAGAACAAUACAACACUACAGACACAGAACGCCAAGCUCCAGGUGGAGAACUCCACUCUGAGUUCACAGAGCGCAGCCCUCAUGGCUCAGAACGCCCAGCUGCAGACCCAGCAGAGCAGCGUGGAAGGAGAGCGCGAGGGAGCUCUGAAGGAGAAAGAGGAGCUAAGGGCCACCUAUGAGCUGCUCCUCCGUGAUCACGAGAAGCUGGCGGCGCUCCACGAGAGGCAGGCAGUCGAGUAUGAAGCCCUGAUCGGAAAACACGGGGGCCUGAAGACCUCCCACAAGAGCCUGGAGCAGCAGCACAGGGACCUGGAGGACAAGUACAAGCAGCUCCUGCAGAGGAAGGGGGAGCUGGAAGAGUUGGAGAAAAAUCUGAAGGAGCAGCAGGAAAAAAUGGUGCUGGAGAACCAAUCGCAUCAAGCCACAGCUGACCAGUGCAAACUACUCAAAGAGGAAAAUGAUAGACUGAAUACUACCUAUCGUCAGCUGGUGAAGGACAACGACAAUCUCCAGGUGGACCAUAAGAAUGUAAAGAGCCAGCUGAACAGCGCCAAGCUGGACCAGACCAAGCUGGAGGCCGAAUUCUCUAAACUGAAGGAGCAGUACCAGCAGCUGGACAUAACCUCCACCAAGCUCACCAACCAGUGUGAGUUAUUGAGCCAGCUGAAAGGAAACCUGGAGGAGGAAAAUCGUCACCUGUUGGACCAAAUCCAAACUCUGAUGCUGCAGAAUCGCACACUGCUGGAGCAGACCAUGGAGAGCAAGGACCUGUUCCACGUAGAGCAAAGACAAUACAUAGAUAAGCUGAAUGAGCUGAGGAGACAGAAGGAGAAGCUGGAGGAGAAGAUCAUGGACCAGUACAAGUUCUACGACCCCUCACCUCCACGCAGGCGCGGCAACUGGAUCACUUUAAAGAUGAAGAAGUUGAUCAAGCCCAAGAGCCGGGAGAGGAUGCGCUCUCUCACACUGACUCCCUCUCGUUCAGAGUAUGGCGACGGGUUCCUAACCUUUCCCCAGGAUAGCCAGGACAGCUCGUCCAUCGGCUCUGGCUCCAACUCGUUGGAUGACACACUUACACAAAAGAGGAGCAGCAGGAGGAGAGGGCAGCAGUCCCAUGCCCAAGGGCAGGGUUCCACCAAUGCUAUAAAAAGGUUGCCUUUCAUGAGGAACAGAUCCAAGGACAAAGACAAGGCCAAGGCCAUCUACCGCCGCUCCAUGUCAAUGAAUGACUUGCUGCAGACCAUGGCGAUAGCGGGCGGCCCCGGGGCUCAGUGGGCGAGCAGCAUCGAGAACCUAGACGGCGUCGAGGCCGGAGAGGGCAGAGGCAGGCGCAGCGGGCAGCGCAUGAAGGAGCUUGCCUUUUCCACCAACGCCAUUGACUGCGCCGCCCUCACCCUGCCCACUGCAGGGCACAGCAGGGCCAAACUCCGGCUUCAGGUCAAAGAUAAUGCUUCCUGUGAGGAUGUCGCCGGCUCCUUAGAUGACCCUAAGAGUCAAGUCUGGCAGUCAGGAGAACCUCACUGUAGACUCUCCUCGCCUCUCCACUUCUUCCGAGCAUGUGCAGAAAGAACGCACUUCCACAAAAGGCCGGGGCAUAUUGCGCUCCGCCAGUGGGAAAGCGGCCCCGGUCAGCUCUGAUCGCCCGCCUAGAUCCGCUGGACAGCCGGGUCGCCCGACCCUGCGUAAGGCAGAGAGCACCCGUGUGAGGGGCUCCGUCCCACUCCGCUCCAGCCUGUCCUCGCAGGGCAAAGCCACAUCCGUCUCCGAACGCCUGGACUCUUCCUCUUCCACACUGCCCCGGGCCAGCAGCGUCAUCUCCACCGCCGAGGGCACCACGCGGCGCACCAGCAUCCACGACCUGCUCUCAAAAGACAACCGUCAGCCCGUGUCCGUCGACGUUGCUCCUCCCGUCGCAUCCACCAAGGCUGGGGUACGCUCCCAGCCUACACCCAGUGAGUACCACCCAAACAGCACCAACCUAAAGGCACCCCUUACCACCACCACCCUGCCCAAGUCACUCAGCUUACCUUGCCAUAGCUUGGAAGAUCCUGACCUCUCCACCCUCGAGUCGUUCCUCGGCCCUUCCUUCACUGUAGAGUCUGUGUUCAUGGACUCCAUCUUUAGUGAGUCAGCGAGCAAAAACCUACCCUUCCUGUCUCUAAACCCCACACUAGUCAGCAACAUCAGCGGGCCUCCUGUUACAAAUAAAACGCACCCUCCUCCUAUCCCGACCCACAUUUCCACCCAAAACCAGGCCCCUCACAGCCACUCAAAUGGCCAGACAAGCCCAGCCAGUCUGAAAGAGUAUAACAAGGGCGUUGAUCCCAAUCGUGUGAGUAAUUCCGACCAGUCACUGAGUGCAGAGGAGAAGCAGUCUCUGUGGUAUGAGUACGGGUGUGUGUGAAUGACGAGGAGGUUCUGGCUUGCUGAUCUUUUCUGCCAGACGUGACUUAAAGAGGGGAGAAAAAUGGGAUGAAUGCCAAAUCGUCCUCCUCUGCAUGUAUUUAUCAGAGCACUAUCUAUUUCUGUGUGGUGUAUUUGUUUCAUUCUUUUCUGUUUGCCAUGGUGCCGAUCGGUGAAACGCUGUUGUUUUUUCUUUAUUUUUCUGUUCUUUUCUCUGAGGUGGGACUUUGAUGAAUGUUCUUCCGUCCAGUAGCCUUUUACCAUAUUAUUGUUUCCUCAUCAAAUCUGUUUCACUGGCUAACAUUAUACUAUUAUCUGCAAUGUGGGGUUUAUGCAUCACAGGCUCAAUAUUUCUGUUUAUAGCUUGAAUCGUAAAUUAGCAGCGAGUACAAAUGUUUGAGAUUCAUCGGUCACCAGGAUCCAUUAAAAAAAGCAUUAAUUGUGGGACAGAUUUGUAGCAGCAAUUUCUUAAUUACAAAUCCAAAUAAAAAAUGUUUAAUGUGUCAGAUAAUAGAUUCACUUUCCACUCUCUAUGUAUUAUGAUGUUUCAGUGUAUGGGGGACUUUUCACUGCUUUUAACUCAGUUGCAUCAUCCACUAAAUUGCACGGCUUUGUUCUGUCUGACCUGAAACACUCAUUUUGAUUGCUGUGAUCAAAAUGGUCAUCAUGUUUAUCUUUUUUUAUUAUUAUUAUUAAUGGUGUGUACUGUUUGUUUUUGUACAUUUGACACCUUUUCUGUGUUUUCUGUUCUGUAUAUUAACUGGGGCAUUUGCUCUGGUGGGUCUUAACAGACCUUUGGGCUGGUGACAAAAUGAUGAAGCUUCAUUCCUAAAACGAUCUGAGGGGAAGGUGCAGUUGGUUAUGUGAAAGUUGACAGUGAAGGUAGUGGAGGAUGAUAGCCCUUGAUGGAGUUAGUAAAACAGGAAGUAGUAAGUUGAGAAUAGUUUUCAGUGGUCAGAUUGUUUUGUGAAGGAAGCUAACAUCAUUUCUUUUGGUAUCUGGAAACCUUUACUCACCCUGACUCACCAUAAUUUGAAAGUGGAUAAUAUUUGAUUAUGUAAUUUAGACUGACAAGAUCUUGUACAGAUUGUUGUAAUCAUUAAGUUAUAAUCAAAGACGAGCACUGCUUUAUGUGCCAAUACUAAUAGUACUGUCUGCCUCUAGAUUCUUAUUUAUUUCUGCCUUUAUACUUGCUGUUUUUGAAGUUGCUUUAUUGUAUUUAUCCUAAUCUACAGUAUAUGCAGGUAUAAAGUCAAUGAAAAUGUUCUUGUCGCUGACUACAGAUGUAACAUAAACAUUGCCUUUGUCCUACAGAUGUGGAGGGCAGAAAGUCUAAAAGCAGGAGCGGGGAGCCGCAGCAAAGCUGCUAAACCCCGCCCCCACCACCCUCGUCUGUCUGCUACCAUGCUGUGAGCGCGUGGUGAGUGAGUGCUGCUCGAGCGGGAGGAAUAGGGAUCGGUGGGGGUGGGGGUGGGGGUGGGGGUUUCGGUCUUGUCUCCAUGGGAACCUAAAACAUGGUGUAACAGAUGUCGUCCAUCCUGUCAAGCACUUGCUUCCCCUGCUUCUGUAAGCCUCCCACCCCCUUCCUCACUGUACUGUUUGUUGCCCCACCGUCCCUGUGGUGCCAAACGCCUGUUCAGAGUCUGAUGGGACCCUGGUCUGCAUGGCAUAUGGGCCGUUUUACAACGUUGCUCUCAGUGGACGAACAUGUUGCCUGUUUGUGUCCCCAAAUCACCUAACGAGGAGUUCUACAACUCCAGGGCCUCAACGUAUCCCUCCUUCAUGAUGCUUCUUGUGUUGUCGGUUAAGGUGACUGUUUCCCGCUGGUGGACAAAAAAUAGGCCCUUUGCUGUUUCAGGCUGCUUGUUGUUGCUGCAUGGCUUCAGUGUAGCGCUGAAAUCCUUCCCCCUUCUUGUUCCCUUGACAAUGCAUGUGAAUCCAGGCUGGCUGCUUCCUUCUGUCUUCUCUUAUAUAUCACUGUCUACUGAAACAGUUUCUGACUUUUAACUGUCUUUUUUUUCUCUUUUGUAUUUUCUGUGUUGUGUUCUCUUUUUUGUUUUUUUUCAACUUUGCCUCUUUACUUUCUAAUCUGUCUCCUUCUCUUUCUUUUCUUGCUCUUUCCACUCCUCUUUGCUUGCCUGGGACUCAGAGAGAAAGGUGGCCUUGGAGCUGUGUGUCUGAAGCCUAGUAGAGUUAAUCUGCUGAGACCGUCUACAGUGAGAAAAGAUUGUAUAUCCCAGUUUCCUUUUUCUUCCCUUUUUUUUUUUUUUUUUUUUGUUUCAAACCCAGGACACUUCAGUAGAGAAAAGUGGCUUCCUUCUCUGUUUUGUUUUUCUUCCUUGAAUCAAGGAAAACAGAAAAAUAUUAGAAAAUGUUGCUGUGACAGUUUUUUUUUUUUUCUAUAAAGACUAAAGCUGUGGCAGAUUGCACUGCCAUGUUUCCUUCAGUGUGAUGGACUGCUAGAUGUGCACUAGUCUCUACGGGCUAAGAUUAAAGUGCCAAUGUUCACACGACAGCCAAAAGGGAGAUCUUAAAUCAGACUGAUGACACCAUUUUGGUUCUUUUUUGCAACUUCAAAGUCAGCCGGACCUUCUUCUGCCCAACGCCAUGAUCAACAACAAUGAGUCUUUUUGUAAAUGUGCAGCAUGCACAAGCAAAGGCGACGUUCAGGCUUGUACAAAACAUUUUUCAAAGCAUGUCGGCACCAAACAUUUCCAACUUAACCUGCUAUCAGACUGAAGAAUCACAAUCUGCAUGGAGCAAUCAAUCAGCCAAUCACCCCACUUCCUUUAUCCAAUCAAAGAGGGAGGACAGAGUUCAGUGGGGAUUUUUCUUGCCAGGAUGCCAAAUGGACUUGGACAGGAGCCAUGACAGCUGUGUGAUUGGCAUCUGGUGCGUGCCAAUCGUGAGUGAAGGUUGUGUGAUCUGAGAGUGAGACUAAUCAUGGGAGUGUUCCAGGUCACCUAUAUAAAGGUUGGCAGCCACCCCGAAACAAAGCCUACACACUGUUCUUAUCUUAAAAAAAUAUAUCAUCGUUGAUCUCAUUUAUUGCUUCCCAUCCUCCUCUGAAAUGGAAAGUAACAGUAAAAGCACAGUUCAUUAACAUCAUACCAUCACAGUAUUGUGUAUGUACGUUCUGAGAAGGAACUCGGUAAGGAACUGUUUAUAAAUAUGACUUGAGUAUAGGUGACCUGUAAUCUGCCCAGUGCAUACAGAACGUGCAGAUUUCUGUUGCUGUGUUGAACAUGAUGGUGAUGACGAGACCCAUUGUUUUCUUCCUUUUCCACUUUUACAUAAAUCCAUUUGAUGUAAUUAAAAUUCAUCAAGACUA
This is a messenger RNA of Morone saxatilis (striped sea-bass), 9649 nucleotides long. RefSeq names its product girdin-like. Gene Ontology annotation, molecular function: microtubule binding; dynein light intermediate chain binding. Lineage: Eukaryota; Metazoa; Chordata; Actinopteri; Moronidae. The record is from RefSeq and is a predicted model, not a curated record. Gene Ontology annotation, cellular component: cytoplasm; centrosome. Gene Ontology annotation, biological process: cytoplasmic microtubule organization; cytoskeleton-dependent intracellular transport.